AUGGACCCGGACGAUCCAGAUCGCCAUGUCGCCGAACCCACUUCUCUCACUGGUGCGAUUGCGGAAGCAGAGUUGGCCUCUGGUUCCUCGCAGCAGGUCGAAAAUAACAGCAGCUCAAACUACAUGGAAAGUCUGGAUCUAUCUCUGCUAGGAUCACCAGACUUUGAUUUUUCAUGCCUCAUGGACCUUGAUGAGACAGGAGAAGCUACGCAAGAACCAGAACAGCUAGAUUCCAUGAUGCUCGAUGCGCCCGCCUUUGAAGCUCCAAGCGGUAUGGAUGAUCUUACCGUGACGCAGAUUUUAACGGGCAAUGUAUUUCAUGGUAGCGACCACCCGGGUACCAAUUUGUACUCUGUCCAUGACGCUCCUCAACAUCAAGGCUAUAUUCCGCAAUCCCAAGUUGGCCUUGACACGUUGACAUCAGAGAAUUGUCAGUUCUCUUCGGAGACCUUCAAAAUAUUUCAAAACCCUCCAGUUGAGUCUUUCGCCUAUCCUGUCGAGAUGACCCGUAUUAUGCCCGAAGCGCCCCAGUCAUCCGGAUUUGGGGACCAGAGAUUUAUUCAGAUGAACGCACCUCCGACACAAGUUCAGGUUCCUUUGCCACGACCAAGCCGACCAAGACGUCGAGGCCCACUCACGAGAGAACAGGCAGAAGGGCAGGCUCUCGCUCGCGAGAAUGGAGUUUGCAUCCGCUGCCGGCGAAAUAAUAUCACGUGUGUCGGGGGAAUCCCAUGCAAAGCGUGUUUGGGUCUUCGCAAGCCUCGGCUCUGGAAAGUCCCAUGCACCAAAGCCCAGUUUCUGGACAUUAUAGAGUCAGGAUCAUUCUUUUAUAAGCCAUCAAUGAAUGAAGCAUUGUUCACGGAACGCCUAGUUGAAGAAAUGGCAACAAUGGCCCUGGCGUUCGCUAGAGACAUGUCAAAGGGAGAUGGCGUCUCCCCCAAAAACAUCGAUUUCCCAUGGACAGUUGCCUUUGAAGGAUUACGCACAAUCUGCUUCCCUGAUGGACGGUACCAAAAGCCUAGGAUGUACAUGGUGAGAAAGACAGAAGCGCAACUACUGAAAGCCUUUCCUAUAGAUACGGCGGGUUCUCCAUGUCUUCUGGUUGGCAACAAUCGAUUAAAAUGGACACGGGCAGUCGCAGCGUUCUGUGGCGACCGAUGCCUCGAAAACCCAUAUGAGGAGGACCUAAUCAUAGAUACUCGCAGAGCCAAUGAUAACGGCAAUCCCCUUGAAGUGUUUGUAAAGACCUCAUGGCUCCUUUCUCGAUACUUGGAGCUGCAUCUGUUUCGAUAUCUUCAGAAUGCCGCGAAUAAUCCUAGCAAGGACAUUCACGAACAGAGGAGUUUCGCUUACAGUGCUCUGUACUUGUUGGGUCACAGCUUCUCCACCUCAUCGAACAGGAUAUCAGGACUGAACAUCAGUGAUGAAAUGUUCAAGGGCUCCAUCACAGACCACUUAGACCGGGAACGGCGCGUCCGCCUCGCAUUAUGGGUUUAUGUCUCCAUUACUGUUGGCCAGCUUCCCUCUGAGGCAAAUUUUUGGAAUAACUUGCCCAAAGAGCUCAAAGCCUUCCGCGGAGGUCUCCCAAAGAAGUUUCGAGAGAGCUUUGACGGAUUUGACAACAGUCUACGCAUGAAUAUGAAGAUUGAACUAGACUCCAAGACAAGAUUCUUACAGAAGCUUGACUCUGGCCAGCAAACCCAGGAACUUAUAGAAAGACCUUCAUCAUCCUCGGACAUCGACCCCGAUCGCAGCCUCUGGCAACGUAUGGUGGAAAAUACCACUCAAGGCAUUCAUGAAAUUUGUCAUCUCCAUUCUGGAGAGUUGGCCUCGUUGGAGGACAGAGUCAGCGAAUAUGAACAAAUCGAAGCCGAACGACUUUUUCUCCCCACAGACCACGAGCACUUCGCAAAGGCUGCUGAGAACGCUUUUGGGACAAUCCUGGCCUUGGCUAGGUUGCCAAUAAGAUCCCAGCAGACGCUGCCUAUACAAGAUUGCGAAGUACUUCGUCCCUCAUUCCUCCGUUUUCAGGCAGAGUUGCGACGGUUCAUGGGAAGACUUUCAAGUGACAUACUUCCUUGCGGAAUGUCAUUAGUUUGUCUCGCAGAACGUCCAUUUGUCCUGUAUGGGGCUGAUAAUAUGCACUUGAAUCGCUGGCAGGAGCUUGAAGAUAUGAUGGGGGGAGGAAUUUACCUCGUGGGUAACACUAUGCAUCCACCCACCAGAAAAACUUCUCAUGCAUUCUUGGACAUCGCGACUGUUGCAGAUAUUGGUAGUGAUGAACAGUUUCUCCGCCUCAAGAGACUCUUACAAAAGAAUGGCUCGUGGUUACGCCAAGUUUGUGGACAACUCAACGGACUUGUGCAGGCAAUGAAGCAAAUAGGUCAUGAACUCCACGAAGAGAAAAGGUUACGAGCAUUUCAAAUAAUCCUGCGACGAAAGGUUCGAGAAGUCUUUGGACAUCAUGAAGCGUCAUGCAAACCUCACAGUCUACAUUGCCAAGAUCCAAGAGGUAUAUUCUUCUUCGUCAUGUUCAAGAAACAUGUGCGAAGUUUAUUUGGGAGUGCUCGAGGAUGGAGAGGCGUGCUUUAUGAGAAUUUCCAAUCUAUCCUUGCUCGCACGAUGGAGGAAAUGCACGAUGGACAUCUUCAGCAUCAAAGCUGGAGUAUCAUGGGGCGUGUGAUCUUCACACUAUUAAAGAUGACCGUCCAAUUCAAACUUUCAGGCUCUGUACUGGCCAUGGCCUGGCCCCAGUCGCGGUCUGAGGACGAGAGCUCUCGUUUGGAAAUGCUGGAUGCAAUGGGAGAAGAGCUUUUAUACGAAACAGAAUCCUUCCGGGACUGGAUGGAAUGCCAACUACGCAAUGAUUUUGGGUGGGCAUUGGAAUGGAAAUGA
Molecule: messenger RNA, 2895 nt
Organism: Fusarium tjaetaba
Lineage: Eukaryota; Fungi; Ascomycota; Sordariomycetes; Hypocreales; Nectriaceae
Exons: 7
Coding region: 1-2895 (964 amino acids)
Source: RefSeq, a predicted model, not a curated record